CCCCAGCGCCCCUGCCACUUCCAGCACCCCGCGACUUUAGGAUUGAUACUCUGUGUGUCUGUGUGUGUGAGAGGCAUCGUUCUCCUUCUCUUGCUUCCCGUUCACUCCCCCAGCGCCCCUGCGACUUUAGGGCGACUUUAGCAUGGAUCCACAUGGAUCCUCAGGAUUUUUGCAUUGGGCUACCCCAAACUCACCGUCAGAUCACAUGUCUGUGGCCACAGCAUGAACCACAAAAAUCAUACAUCCACUGUUUUGUUUAGAAUAUUUUUUUCUUGUUUUCCUCCUCUAAAAACUACGUGCGUGUUAUGGUCUGGUGCGUGUUAUAGAGCGAAAAAUACGGUAUUCUUCCCUCUCCAAUUCCUUCUUAAGUAACUCCAUGCAGAUUACUUUCUCUCAGGUUUUACUUCCUUCUUCCUCCUUCCUCCUUCCUCCUUCCUCCUUCCUUCUUCCUUCUUCCUUCUUCCUUCUUCCUUCUUCCUUCUCCAGUCAGUGUUGGACCUUCAUUUUGGACCUUUUGUGAUGAUGGCUGCAGGCAAGCAUAUACUCAUAAUGUUCCUUUUUUUAUUGCAACCAGCAGUCUUGCCAAACUACUUAUUUCUGCACUCUGCAGCAAAAUAUAUAUAUAUAUAUAUAUAUAUAUAUAUAUACACACAUACCAAAGUCCAACAUGAAUUAAAUUUACUGUUGUUUUUUUAAUUUGCUGUUUUGUAAUUGGAAAUAUUGCCUGAAUUAAGUGUCAUUUUGAUCUCAGGGUAAACUAUAAAUAUUUGUUGUAUUGCAGGUUUGAAUUCAGAAGGUACUGGCAUAUGUUGUCCUUCUUCUUCACCAUUCAGAAAAUCAAUCAGGAUUCUAGGAUUUUACCCAACAUCACACUGGGCUACAACAUCUAUGAGAACUAUUGUGAUAGUAGAAUCACUUCCGAUGUCAUGCUAGACCUGCUGGCUGGUGGGGAAAUCAAUAUUCCGAACUACAAUUGUGGAAGACGGAACAACCUGUUGGCAGUUCUUGAACAUGCUAAUUCUGACACCUUCAGCCAGAUUUCAACCAUGUUGGGCAUCUACAAAAUCCCACAGGUAUGAUGGAUUGGGAGAAAAUCUACUGUGUAUAAUUCUAGAGAUCCUUUGGUGACUUGCAACAUUUAUUUUGCCGAAGUUUAUGUUCCUUUUUGUAGCAAGACUUCCGUUUUUCCGAAGGAAACUUCACCUGUAACAACUCCCCUGAAUCUGUCUAUUACAUUGCCAUUAUUUUGCAAUUAACAACAUUUAAGAAUUGCCUGGAUUAGGCCAAUCUAAUUCAGCAUCCUAUUUUCACAGUUGCCAACCUGCUGUCCCAAUGGGAAGCUCACAAGCAGAACUUGACUGCAACAACACUCUCCAGACGUGACUCACCACAACUGAUAUUCAGUGCAUACUGUCUUGAACAGUGGAGGCAGAACAUUGCCUUUUAAAACCAUCCAAGUUAAAGUAUGCACUCUGUGAAGAAGUUCCUUCUUUGAUCUGUCCUGAAUCUUCCAAAAAUUAUAUGUGUCUCCUUUUCUUUGCCUCUUCUCCAAACUAAAAGGUCCCUUUCUUCAUAGAGGAGCUGCUCUCAAGCAGCCGUGGUAGCUCCAGGGGGCUGAGGUGUCCCCUCAAUAUCUUUUGGCAGGGUCCCCAGCCCCCACAAUGUUGAGGGGGAUUUCACACUGGCAAUCACUGUCAGAGACACGGCAGGGCAAGGUGUCUUGGCCCAGCGUGUCCCUUUGGGGGUCACCAGGGUGCCUUCCAGGAAGGAGUGCUGGCGAUCUCAAAAUGUGCUCAGGUGCCUCCAUGGACCUCGUGGAGGGGCAGGAGGUGAACGCACGGAGGUGGUCUCAGCCUUGUGGCGGCAGCUGCAAAUGAAAGUAAGGCAGCGGGUGCUGGGCGAUGGGUGGGGGAUGGCGGGUUGAGUUGGCCUGGCUGGAUUGGGAGGGGCGGCAUGCACAUUGUGAGCCACGCAUCUGACAUCAUGUAUGUGUGACGGGCCCCCCAAUGUUAGGUGCAACUCAACACCUGCGCACCCCAUUGGGUAUACUUGCCUCUUUCUCUCUCCUAUAUAUAUGUAAGACUGUGCUGCUAAACAACCCUGGCCAAAGUGUAUUGAUGCUGAGCAUCUCUGUUCAUCACUUGCUUUGGAGUAAAGAUCACCAUUCAGUCCUAUGGGCGAAAGUAAAGCACUGUGUUGGGGAUGCUGGGCACAGCGGCUUGAGUAGACUGGCACUCACUGACAAGCACACCACAGAGUCCCCUUGGAGGUUGCUGAUACAUGUUAGUAACUCCAGAUUAACAAGUAUUUGAUCAUUGUCCUGGAAAGGUAUCAUCCAUCUUUUUCCCCUUCUUCACUAGGUCAGUUACGGCUUUCUUCUCGAUUAUAAAACUCAGUUCCCUUUUGUCUACCGGAUGGUCCCAAAAGAAGAGGCGCAGUGCUUGGGGAUUGUCCAGUUGCUCCUGCACUUCCAGUGGACAUGGGUUGGUCUCGUCGCUCCAGACACUGACAAUGGAGAGAGGUUCAUGAGCGCCUUGAAACCUCUGCUGACCCACAAUGGAAUUUGUGUUGCCAUUUCAAAGAGAGUCCUCAGGAUGAUGCCGUAUUACGAGUUACUCAAAAGAGAAUCCCGUGACGUGUGGAGACAAGUUAGCGUACUUGUUUACUAUGCAGACUCUCAACACGAAUUUGAUCUGAUUGCAAUUUGGCAAACCCUACUUGAAACAAUACACGCUGGGUCAAAGCUCUGGAUCACAACAACUUUUUGGGACAUCAACAUGUACUUGUUUGUUGAUUUCCGUUACCUCUGGGGUUCCUUGUCCUUUGUAAUGAAGACCCCCAUAAGGAUGAAAUAUGACUACUAUAAUCCGUUCUCGCCUGUUCUUGAACGAUUUUGGAAAAGAGCAUUUCAUUGUUCAUAUUCAAAGCGUGUGUUGUCUGUGAAAGGCUGGACAAGAUGCACAGAGGGAGAAAAGCUGGAGAGUUUGCAGCAGGAGGAGUUUGAGAGAGUUUUCUCCCAGGACAGCUACAGCACGUACAACAGUGUCCAAGCAGUGGUUCGGGCCUUGAACAUGGCUCAUUCAUCGAGAUCCAGACAGAUCUUGAGGGUGGGUAGAGGACGUGGGCUGGAACAUCAGAGGCUGCACCCUUGGCAGGUAUUUCUCUUCAGUAGUGCCCCAAAUCUAUCACUUUGAGUAGCCAAUCUCAUUUUGCCUAACAGUGGAAUAUGCUCUCUUUCAAAAAUGAAACGAACAUAGAACUGAGCUUACACCCGUAAUGAUAAUGAGUAGCCAGCCUUAAAAUGCUGAAGAGAAGGAAGUUACUAAGCUGUGACAGCAGAAAACAGCAGCAACCAUGAUCAGCCACUAUGGCUGCAGUACUAUAUGCACUUACAUGGGAGUAAGCUCAUUGAAUUCAGUGAGGGGUUACUUCUAAUAGAAAUAUGUAGGAGUCCAGAUGAGUUGUGCGCUGGUCCCAAUAUGAAGCACCCUGCUGUGAGUGCUGAAGGCCGCUCCCUACAAGACUUUUUUCCACCUGGCCUAGAGAGUGGGGACUAGGCUCACCUGCUCUGCUUUAGACUCCUGGGAGUAACCAACCAACCAAACAAACAAACCCCUGUGUUGCAAAGAGAACGCCAGUAAUGUCUAGGCAACAUGAUGACCAUGUACAUACGUAAUAGACAAUCUUUAUAGAAUUCCUUCAAACCAUAACAAGUACAAAAUGAAAUCUUUCGUCUCAAAGUCUCUGCAAAUCUUUAAAUGAAGCGAGUAAAUUUUACAGACAAUGACUUGCAUGACAUAUCACUUUACAAAAAAUAUAAACUAUAAUACAAACAGUAAUGAAAAAGAGUACAUACCCCAUCUUAUUUUGAAUGAAUGUCUAUAAAUGAAAAUAUCAAAUGCUGUGGAACAGUGCUCAUGUAAUAAUGUAGUCACUGCUACUAACAAUAUUUUUGGAAUAUUGCCCUGCUGCAAGUCCUGAAGAAGCCCAGACUCACUGAAACAAACUCUGGGGUUGGGGCAAAUGUCGAAAAUGCUUUUCAAUGUUUUAAAAUGGUUUUUAACCUGUGGCAUUUUAAGUUUUUGUUGUUGUUUUUGCUCUGUUGGGGUAGAAUAAACGUUUAGACGGGGCUGGGUAUUCGUUUAAUUUUAGUAUAACUGUAAAAAUAAUAUUUUUAGCAGGGGCAAUUAGAGUAAGAUCCAUUAUGUGAUUAACUUUCUAAAAUUCCUCAGGUUUUCCUUUUUCUUUUAAUCUAAAUAAAGCCUAUUGGCUCAUAUGUUUUAUCCAUGGCUAAAGCUAACUAUUUAGCUCGAUUUCCAGUAUAUUUUACUUUAUUGCUAUGGCUAGUGUCUAAUGCAAAUAAAGUUUCUAGCUAGCUAGCUAACCAUGGCUAGUAGCUAUCGAUAGCAUUGUUCUCUGUGAAUUUGUCUUACCUACCACACAUGUUGCUCUUUCUCCUGUCCUUUCAGCUUCACCCUUUCUUAAGAGAAGUCCAGAUGACUAAUACCUCCAUCGAGGGGCAAUGUUUGGAUGAGAGUCGGGAGCUGCCAGCCAGCUUUGACAUCAUCAAUUGGGUGCAGUUUCCCAAUAAGUCUCGUGGCAGAGUGAAGAUUGGAAGUAUGGAGGGAUGCACAUCCUCAAACCUGAAGUUCACCAUUAACCCAGAUGCUAUUUCAUGGCGCGAGAGGUUUAAGAAGGUUGGGGAGAUGUGUAUCAUUUUAUUGUCUGUGACAUGUGUCAAGCUCAAGUAAUUUGAGCAUGCUGGGAUGCAAUGUAAACACAUACAGCAGGGAUGAGGAACCAGAUGUUGUAGGACUCAAACGCUCAUCAGCCCCUGCCAGUACAGUCUGUCAGGAGUUCAGCUUACACUCGAGUAGGACUCUGGCAGAGACACAUGCCCGACUGGCAUGUUCUCUCCCUCCUGGUCAAUCGUUCGGGAGCUCCAUAAGCUUUCUUCAGUCCGAACAUCACAGCGACUGAUGCCAACCGACACCGACACACUUAGGGAUCCGCAGAGUUUGCGCAUUUCACAUGACAGACCCCAGCAACUCAGCAUGUUGUCUAAUCUACUUUAUUUACAUAUAAACACACACGGAGCACUGCAACAUGGCUCCCUCUGUCUCUAGCAUCAGACAGCAAAGAGAAAAAGAACAAAAGUCAAUAGUCCCACUUCACGGAACACAGUAACACAAACAUCCUGUCACUUCCCACUCUGUGGUGUCAAAACAUAUCACGUCAUGUGAAAAACAAGAAUCCCAUGACUGCAAUCAGAGAUCAGGAAUUCUAACACAGUCAUGGCCUGGGAUAAUGGGAGCUGUAGCCCAACAAGAUCUAAAUAGUCGCAGGUUCUCCAUCCCUGAUCUACAGGGCUGCACUGUACAAAGGAACCUUCCCAUAUCAGCAGCAGCCAGUGAGUGUUUAGCUCCCCCAACCUGCCCUGUUUGGGGGGAUUAAGGGCAGGUUCUGCCAUGGCUGGCCCAGAACAUUUGAAAGAGGCUGCCCAGCAAGGUUUUCACAGUGUCUGAAGCACAAAUCUUUGAAUGUAUACCACCAACUGCAAAUACUCCUAAUUCUUUUCCUGUGUUAUGUACUGAGUUGGAUAGGAUCCAAACUGCAGCAGUCUGAUUGGUCCUAGAACAAUAGGAUCCAAAAUGCAGCAGUCUGAUUAGUCCUAGAACAAUAGGAUUCAGAAUGCAGCUGUCUGAUUCGUCCUAGAACAAUGCAGCAGUAUGAUUGGUUGGCAGGAACCACCCAAUCCUGCUCCAGAUAGAAGUGAAUCCACAACCUGAUUGGCUUACAGUAGAAUUCCGGAAUUAGCCAAUCAUGUGCAGCCCAUUGUGUAAAUAAUGUAUAUAAAGCAGAUACUGUGAGGGGACUUUCAUUCAUUCCUCCUCACCACUAUGAGCUGAAUAAAGAGCAUGAAAUCACUUUGCGACUCUGAAUAUAUUUCACUGGCGACGAAGGUGGGAUCCCGCUGAGCUGACUGCCACACACAGCACCGCAGCACCGCCACCUGCCGCACCGCUGCCUCGCACCGUGUAUCCAGGCUUCAGCUCCGGGACACAAGGAACUCAGAAUGGCAGCCAACAGCAGCUUCUCGCCAUUCAACCCAGCAUCUGGAGACUGGGAAGCGUACGCCUCCCGUUUCACCUUCCUCCUAGAAGCCAAAGGGGUCACUGACGAAGAAGACGCCAAGAAGAGGGCGAUAUUCUUCAGCGUCUGCGGAGAGGAGACGUUUGAAAUCGCCCGGGCUCUCCUUGCGCCUGACGUCGCUACUGUUCCAUACAAAACAAUACAAAACAAUAAUGGAACAGCUGAAGGGGCACUUUUCGCCGCAGCCCUCAGUGGUGGCUCGUCGAGGGCCCCUACAUUAGCUUACUGGGAUUGGCAUGGUUUGGACCACUGGGGCUAGCUGUCACCGGGGUGAACCACACUAGCUUACAAGUGGACGUGGACGCCAUAUGCAAGGAAUUUCCAGGGGUUUUCGAUGGGAAAUUGGGACAGUAUACGGGCCCCCCCAUUGCGCUACAGCUUGACCCCGCAGUACAACCGGUCAGGCUCAAGGCCCGCUGGGUCCCUUUUGCCUUGAAACCCCGUAUAGACGAGGAAUUGGACCGACUCGUGGAGCAAGGAGUGCUGGAGCCGGUGCCUAAUGCCCCCUGGGAAACCCCAAUCGUCACACCCGUCAAGCCUAAUGGUUCGGUCCGCAUCUGCGCAGACUACAAAUGUACCAUAAACAAGGCCCUCACGGCCCACGCAUACCCAGUGCCAGUGGUCAGCCAUGUCCUUGCCACCCUGGCUGGGUCGAAAUUUUUGGCAAGCUGGACUUGGCCCAAGCAUAUCAACAGCUGCCAGUAGAUGAGGCCACAGCAGAGGCACAGACGAUUGUGACGCACAGAGGAGCGUUCAGGGUAAAGCGGCUGCAAUUCGGUGUCAGCGUGGCACCAGGCAUAUUCCAGAAUCUAAUGGACUCUCUCCUUAAAGGGAUUCCUGGCAUCACCCCCUUCUUCGAUGAUGUGUUGAUUGCCGGGCCCACACCAGAGGAGUUUGAGGACCGCCUCCGCACCGUUCUGCACCGUUCCAGAUCCAUGCAAUCCAGCGGCAAAGUGGGGGGCCCAUACCUGCAGGGUUUGCAAUGCACCAUCUCCUUUGAAGCCCCAUCACACACGCUCUGCCCCCUAGGCCAGGUGGAAAGGGCCUUGCUCCCUGGAAGCUGGAUUCCUGUCCCGGCCCCUGCCCCAUGUGUAAGAGAAGCUGAAGCGCCUCUGCAUGGGAGACUGGGGGCUCCAGGUCGUGGAUUCCCAGGCCGCAACGCACACGUAGGCCGCCGGCAUACCUUGAGGACUAUGAAUGCGACCUCCCGGGCAGGACUGGAACUUAGAGGGGAGGGGUGUUAUGUACUGAGUUGGAUAGGAUCCAAACUGCAGCAGUCUGAUUGGUCCUAGAACAAUAGGAUCCAAAAUGCAGCAGUCUGAUUAGUCCUAGAACAACAGGAUUCAGAAUGCAGCUGUCUGAUUGGUCCUAGAACAAUGCAGCAGUAUGAUUGGUUGGCAGGAACCACCCAAUCCUGCUCCAGGUAGAAGUGAAUCCACAACCUGAUUGGCUUACAGUAGAAUUCCGGAAUUAGCCAAUCAUGUGCAGCCCAUUGUGUAAAUAAUGUAUAUAAAGCAGAUACUGUGAGGGGACUUUCAUUCAUUCCUCCUCACCACUAUGAGCUGAAUAAAGAGCAUGAAAUCACUUUGCGACUCUGAAUAUAUUUCAUCCUGUGACGCUCCAUCUCUUUCUGGACAGACCGUUCCUCGCUCCAGGUGCACCAAAAGCUGCCACGCUGGAUACGCCAAGGAGACUCAGGAAGGAAAGCCAGUUUGUUGCUAUGCUUGCACUCCGUGCGCAGAAGGGACCAUCUCGACUCAGGAAGGUAUUCCAUUUGUUUUGUUUGCAAAACACAAAAUGAACAAAAAACCCUGUAAGCCUGACGUUAAAGGGGGAGGGGGGAAAUACUGUGGCAGAGAAGAACAUAAAAUUGUGUUCAUAAAGCAAGUACAAAGUGGUAACAACAGUGAAUGGGAUGGCCUUUCCAGGGAGCCUCAGCUGCCACUAGCUGUGAUGUGAUUCCAGCAUCAGGCGAACAAAUCUUUAGCUGUUCAACCAGUCCAGCGCAUUGUCUGGUUUAACGACUUGCUCUCUAGAAUGCUGGUGCCCUUUGCUUGGUUCUGAGAUUCUUUUACAUUUAAAAAUUUAUUAUUUCAGUUUGUACAAUGCACUGGUAGUUUUAAUGAUGGCCAUGCUGUUAUCAAUGCUUCUCUCCAGUCUGCUGAAUGUUGAUGCUGUUGUACUGUACUUUGUUUGUCUGUGGUUUUCAUAUAUCCGUUCCCCGUCCCUGGGGGGGGGGGAGUGUUGCGGACCAGCAUCCGGGACCCCCAGUGACCCGGCUUGGGGAUGGAGGAUGCCGCCCACAUCAUGGGGAUUCCCAGCCACGUCACGCCCCUGGCCAUCCAAUCGCCAUGGCUGGGGGCAUGGCAGUAGGCCGUUUAAACUGUCGCGCAGCCAGGGGGUGGCCUCUUUUUGCCUCCUCGCCGGAUCUCGCCCAGCCCACCUGCCCUGUUUUUAUGCGUUGCUAUGACAGCGACCUUGCUAUGGACAUAUGUCGACUGCCAUAUUGAUGGGGCGGGGUAGGAAUUGUUUCACUUGGCAAAUUGGCACCAGCCAUUUGGUUUUCGCCUACCUUGUAGCAAUCGUCACAAUUUUGUAAGGUUAGGCAUUGGGUAGGCCUUUGUGAUGGGAGGGGAGGUUGUAGCCUCUGCCUGCCCCUCCUCGAUAAGGGUAUCCUGUUAAAAGGAUCCGAUUAGCCCAUUAACCUAAAUUAUUUAUGUCCAUGUGUGUUUAUCAUAUAAGGGAACUGUGGGGCCCGGGGUCUUGUCAUGAAUGAAGUUUUCUUCUUCCGGUUCUUCUGGAUGGGUGCCUUAAGAUAGUGGUGGACAGGAUGAGAGCCAAUAACCUGAGUUUGAAUCCUGGGAAGACAAAAGCUCUUGCCUGUUCCGGCUUUAUUUUGAAUUUGUUUACAUUUUUUGUGAAGGGUUUAAACCUCUGCUCUAUAUGUGGUUGGGGAACAGGUCAGUCUUUAAAGACAUGUUCUAGUCUUUAUCAUGCACAGUGAAUCCUCCACACUUUGGGGCUGCACUUUGGGGCAGAUAUGAAAAACGUAAAUCAAAUUUGUAGAAGGAAUCCUAUUGUGCAAUGUUCAGGGUACACCGGUUGAAAUGGGUGCAAGUAGGUCUAAAUUUAUGUCAGAUAUAGGCUUCUGUGUACAAAGCAUAUCCUCUACCAGUAGAUAUCUUCCUCUUGCUAUCGCUUCUGCUCCUUCCUGUUUUCUGACACAAAUACCAUCGAAUGUAAUACAGCAAAGAUAGUUGUGGAUGUAAGCUUGAUGUCAAUAACCCUGGAGUCGCUCUCCUUCUCAGAUGCAGGACAUUGCACUAAAGGUCCCGAAGAUCAGCAUCUAAACAAUGACAAAGAUCAAUGUGUUUCCAAGGUUAUUCCCUUCCUAGCCUAUAAAGAGCAUUUGGGAAUCCUCACGACAUCCUUUGGUGUUUUCUUAUCCUUAACCACUGCAACUCUCUCCUUCCCAACAACACAGUGUUCUUCCCUGAUCUCUCCCAUAUUGCAAGCAUUCCCCACAAUUGUGACAACAUUCAGACUGCUGUAGAUGUAUUAAUGCUAUAAGGAUAUUGAAGUCUCUUUCUCUAUGCAGAUGCCAAGGAAUGCAUCAAAUGUCCAGAAGAUCAGCAUCCAAACAAGGAGCGAGAUCAAUGUGUCCCCAAAAUAAUCACGUUCCUGUCCUAUGAAGAAUCUCUGGGGAGCCUCCUAACAUCCUUUGCCCUCUUCUUAUCCUUAACCACUGGCCUUGUGUUUGGAAUAUUCAUUAAAUACAAGGAAACUCCAAUAGUCAAAGCUAACAACCGGGAUCUCUCCUACACCCUCCUCAUCUCGCUCCUUCUCUCCUUUUGGUCCUCCUUCCUCUUCAUCGGCCAGCCAACAAAAAUGACCUGCCUUCUGCGACAAACAACCUUCAGCAUCAUUUUCUCAGUUGCCGUCUCCUCCAUCUUGGCAAAAACCAUUGCUGUGGUGCUGGCCUUCCUGGCCACAAAGCCAGGGAGUAGGGUGAGGAAAUGGUUGGGGAAGGGUUUAGCCAACUCCAUUGUCAUUUCCUGUUCCAGUGUACAAGUUCUUAUCUGCGCCACUUGGCUGGGGAUCUUUCCCCCAUCCCCAGACUCUGACAAGCACUCCCAGCCUGGAGAGAUUACCUUGCAAUGCAAUGAAGGGUCUGUUGCUAUGUUUUACACUGCCCUCAGCUACAUGGGCUUCCUGGCUGCCAUCUGCUUCACGGUGGCUUUCCUGGCCAGGAAGCUGCCUGGGGCCUUCAAUGAAGCCAAGCUGAUCACCUUCAGCAUGCUGGUCUUCUGCAGUGUUUGGGUGUCCUUUGUGCCCACCUACCUGAGCACCAAGGGGAAGUAUAUGGUGGCCGUUCAGGUCUUCUCCAUCUUGGCCUCCAGUGCUGGGCUUCUGGGCUGCAUCUUCAUUCCCAAGUGCUACAUUAUUAUAUUGAGGCCUGAUCUGAACAUGAAGGAGCACCUGAAGACAAAAGACUAAACAUUGCAUUUAAUUCUUAGCACUACAGAUAUUAAAUAAUUGGGAAUUUAAAAAGAAAAAACCUGGAUCCCAGGCUUAUUAUUUCCCAAAAGGCUCCAAAGGGAAUGACUUUUUAAAUAAUAAUAAUAAUAAUAAUAAUAAUAAUAAUAAUAAUGGUAUUAUAUAAGGAAAACGGAUACACAUAGUAGGACUGAAAAAUGACCAUUAGCAUUUUGUGUAGAUUCAUUCCAACCAAUGACUUCCAUGCCUCCUUUCUCUGACCAAAUCCUAACUGAUGCAUCCACAAUGAACGUUGAUUCUCCCCCCCCCCCCCCAAUACUGAUCAUUAAUGAUUCAGCUGACCAGACUAAGAUUUGCCUUAGGUGUACAGUUGAAAUCCUAGGUCAUGAAGAAAUGGGAAAUGGGCUUAGGUUUUGCACCACCAACAGAAUUUGGGGUGCAGAUGCUAAGGACCUUCUGGAAAUAUGCCCUGGAAUCAACGCUAACCAAAGGAAAUGUUUAACAGGUUGACAUCACAAAGUGUGCUUGGCAGAGGCAAUUUUAUAGUAUACAAGCAGGUGUUUUUAGGCAAAUAGGUUGUCUCCUCUUCAGAAAUAGCUGAAUCUGGGGAGAGGUCCAGUUUUCUGGAAGCAGCUUUGUGGUCUUGCUGUUUCAAUCAUAUCUGUUGCUGUUUAGAUUUCUUUUCUGUAUCAAGGACUCUGAUUCUUAUAAUAAAACCUCAUUUUCUAAUC
Molecule: messenger RNA, 11381 nt
Organism: Podarcis lilfordi (Lilford's wall lizard)
Lineage: Eukaryota; Metazoa; Chordata; Lepidosauria; Squamata; Lacertidae
Source: the annotation of a GenBank genome assembly